Pantherophis guttatus is the source of this 1057-nucleotide messenger RNA. RefSeq names its product phospholipase A2 inhibitor and Ly6/PLAUR domain-containing protein-like. The record is from RefSeq and is a predicted model, not a curated record. Lineage: Eukaryota; Metazoa; Chordata; Lepidosauria; Squamata; Colubridae.
ACUUUUUCAAAAACAUUUCCCCAGUUGCAAAGCUGAGCAAUAGGUGGCUUCAGGAAAAGCAGCAGAGUUGACUUCUACCAACAUGAGGGCUGCUGGAAUUCUUGUCUUCUGUCUCUUCUCCUCCAUCUUGUCAAAAGUGACAUCUCUAAAGUGUCAAAAAUGUUUUACCCUUGAAACUGAAUGUGAAGGAGAUGGUGUGAAGGUGGUGGAGUGUAAGGAAGAGGAAGAAUUUUGUUCUACUGUAGUUGCCAAUACUACUAUAACCAGUACUCCAAUGUAUGUAAUGGUCAAGGGUUGUUCAAAACAUGAGGACUGUCUUGAUGGCCUCUACACCACCUCAAUAGUAGAUGGUAGAUUUGAAGUAGCUAGAGCUAACUGUUGCCAGACUGAUGUCUGUAAUGCAGAACCGUUCCUGUUGGAAAAUUAUGAAGAGUUUCAACCAAAUGGGUUACAGUGCCCAGGCUGCUUUGCACUAGAUGAGGAUUCUUGUGAAGCCAAUCAAACUGUAAUCUGCGCUGGCAAUGAGGAUCAGUGUCUUACCAUAACUAGUACUCUAGAGGCUUUUGGAAAUUACACUGAAAAGUCCACUUACCAAGGAUGUACGACACAGAAUUUAUGUUCCUUCCCUCUAGGAUUUUCUGAGAUGGCUGAUGGGCAGAUUCGAUUCAAUGUCACCAUCCUGGAAUGCAGAAAUGCAACUUUUUCUAAACUUGAUCAUUAGUGAUACUUGGGAAGAGCCGAACCUUCUUUGCAAUUAUUGGGAAAUUCAUAAAAAAUGAGAAAGUUUGAGAUUUAAUAGUGAGAUAAGUAGAGAUUGGAAUAACAGAUGCUUUUGAUUCUUACCUAAGUCAGUUGUAGAAAGCUGGAAAUUUGGGGCAAAAAUGUUGAACUAUCAUGCUUUGAGAUCACAGCUCAAUAAAAUAUGUGUUUUCGAUCUUCAAAGUCCACAGAAUCAUCAUAAAAAUGAAUUGAUAUGACAAAGGAAUCUGCAUUCAGUAUUCUUUUUCUUUAGAAUUUAUAUAAACAAAGGCAUUCUGAAUAAAAUAGCUCUUUCUGA